AUGGCGUCGGCCACCCUCAAGGGCUGCCCCGCGGCGGCGUUCCCCGGCCUGCUUUCCUCCUCCAGGUCCAAAUUCGCCGUCGCUCUCCCUCUUCCCGCCACCAACGCGGCGGCGUCCCGCUUCACCAUGUCUGCCGAGUGGAUGCCCGGCCAGCCCCGCCCCCCCUACCUCGACGGCUCCGCCCCCGGGUAAGAGAGAAACCCUCUCCUUCUCCCUCCCAUUCUCCUUGGUGUUCUUGUUCUCGUUCUCGUUCUCGCUGACGAUCCGUGCCGGAUUGAUGGCGCAGAGACUUCGGGUUCGACCCCCUGCGGCUGGGGGAGGUGCCGGAGAAUCUUGAGAGGUUCAAGGAGUCGGAGCUCAUCCACUGCAGAUGGGCCAUGCUUGCCGUGGUAAGUAGCUGCAACAUCAGCAGCUCAUUCACCGAAAAUGGGCCACCGUGCCGUGCCGAUUUCUGACGAUUUGCUGGGCCACUGUUCGUUCUUUCUUUCUGUCGUUGCAGCCGGGAAUUCUGGUGCCGGAGGCGCUGGGGCUGGGGAACUGGGUGAAGGCCCAGGAAUGGGCGGCGGUGCCCGGCGGGCAGGCCACCUACCUGGGCAACCCGGUGCCGUGGGGCACCCUCCCCACCAUCCUCGUCAUCGAGUUCAUCGCCAUCGCCUUUGUCGAGCACCAGCGCAGCAUGGAGAAGGACCCCGAGAAGAAGAAGUACCCCGGCGGCGCCUUCGACCCCCUCGGCUACUCCAAGGACCCCGCCAAGUUCCAAGAGUACAAGGUCAAGGAGAUCAAGAACGGUAAAUCACUCCCCUCACCCCCGUAAUUUCCUCCUUUCGAUCUCUCUCUGCUGGUGCUCACCGAAGCGAUUCGCACAACCAUCCGCAGGUCGCCUGGCUCUGCUGGCCUUCGUGGGCUUCUGCGUGCAGCAGUCGGCGUAUCCCGGCACGGGGCCGCUGGAGAACCUGGCGACCCACCUCGCCGACCCGUGGCACAACAACAUCGGCGACGUAAUCAUCCCCGUAUCUCUCUCGCCCUGA
This is a messenger RNA of Spirodela intermedia, 1028 nucleotides long. Lineage: Eukaryota; Viridiplantae; Streptophyta; Magnoliopsida; Alismatales; Araceae. The record is from the annotation of a GenBank genome assembly.